This is a messenger RNA of Salmo salar (Atlantic salmon), 3265 nucleotides long. Its product is annotated as UPF0524 protein C3orf70 homolog A. Gene Ontology annotation, biological process: nervous system development. The record is from RefSeq and is a predicted model, not a curated record. NCBI's taxonomy places the organism in Eukaryota, Metazoa, Chordata, Actinopteri, Salmoniformes, Salmonidae.
AGGAAGGAAACGGCGAGGGCUUCAUCAACAGACAGAGGAGUCUCUUGUCAGGCUGAUAGACGAAAUGAAAGCCUGACACGGGAUACGCCACGGAAAUCUCUCUGGCUGAGAUAACGCAGUCGACGUUUACAGAAAAUAAUUCCAGCGGCUGGAGAUCCAGAUGUUUACGUAAAACAGCUGUCAAUCUUAUUCUUGGAACUGGAACUUUCAUCGCAUUUUGAUUCUCUCUGUGCUGAUUGGGGGGUUGGCUACAACCGUGCCACAUUUAACUCGUUUGCGUCACGCUUUGGAGUUUCCUCCCUGGAUAGACAUUUGGCGUUUGCUGAGGUUUUGGGACCAAAACCGAAAUUCCAAAGCUGCGUUCUCUGAUGGGUUACAUGGCGUGCGUUUGAUCCUGGGGUGUGCGCUGCGCGAUGGCCGCGUCGGGCGGACGGAAGAGCGAGAAGUUGGACGAGGCACAGGCGUUGGCCCGGAGCUGCGCGGGGAGACCGGACUUUCUCCCGUGCGACGGACUGUCCAUCUGCGCAACACACAGCCAUGGGAAGUGCUUCAAGCUCCACUGGUGCUGCCACUUGGGAUGGUGUCACUGUAAAUACGUGUACCAGCCGAUGACCAACGUGUGCCGCCUCCCCAGCACCCCAGUGCCUGCCACGCCCACAGACCACACCCACACCAUGGACCUGACAGUCUCAUUGGCCGAACGUUUCCUCAUGACCGCCCCCGCCUUCCAAGCCCCGCCCUGCCUGGAGUCGCCCAAGUUCUGCAUCAUCUCAGACCUCUUUGUGGACGACUACAUGGUCAAACGCAUCAAUGGGAAGAUGUGCUAUGUUCAGAGACCUCAACCUUCGACCAUGCCCAGCCCGCCUCAAUCACAUGCUCCUCACCCCCGUAACCCCCAUCCCCAACGGACCCCCAGACACCACCCACACCCCCAGGGCACCAAGCCCAGUGCCCUGGGGGACAAGGUCACCACCCCCAAAAUAGACCACUGCUCCUCCCCGUCCAGCUCUGAGGAUUCUGGGAUAAAUGCACUGGGCGGCCAUUACAUGGAGUCAUGUGACGAGGGUUCUGAGGAAGAGGAGGAAGACGAGGAGGAGGAGGAGGAAGUGGAAGAAGAGUUAAGUAGUGAUGGAGAGUCUAGUCCAAUAAGUAUGUGGACUCAAGAUGAGUGUUCUCUGCUCUCUCCGUCCAAGUCUAUGGUGGAGAUUAUCGAGAAGAUAGAGACAACUGUGUGAGACAACUUGCAGUGUCACGUUGAGACAGCGACCUAGCCGGUUCAUCUUAGAGCCACACACACACACACUAGCCUGUCAACGUUCCUCUAACUACAGUAUACUAAUCUUCUAACGCCAAAACAGUGACCUGUUACCUAUGAACUUUGACCUUUCACCCUGUUAUAGCAUGGUUACCUACCACCUUUCACCCUGUUAUAGCAUGGUUACCUAUGACCUUUCACCCUUUUAUAGCAUGGUGUACCUACCCCAUUCUACUCUACUCUGGAGGGAUUUCACUUAUCUUUCCAAACCAGUAGUCAGCUGAAAGAACCCACAAAUGAACAAGAGCACAAAUGUAGGAAUAAGUGAAUCUAAUCUAGUCCAUGACCCAACACACUUAAAGACAGAAGAGCACGAUGUGACCAAACAGAUUCUACAUCAUGAGGCUACUACUUUUUAUAACAAUCCAGGGCCAAACCCAAAUGGCACCCUAUUCCCUAUGUAGUGCACUACUUUAGACCAGGGCCCAUAGGGGAUAGUGCGCUACUUUUGACUAUGGCCCAUCGGGGAUAGUGCACUACUUUUGACCAGGGCCCAUAGGGGAUAGUGCACUAGUUUAGACCAGGGCCCAUAGGGGAUAGUGCACUACUUUAGACCAGGGCCAUAGGGGAUUGUGCACUACUUUUGACUAUGGCCCAUAGGGGAUAGUAGGGAAUAUGUAGAAAAAAGGGUGCCAUUUGGCCCACAUUCCACGUGUUACAUCACUAGUGUACUAAGAAGUAUCUUCACAAGCUUACAUCACAAACACAGGAGAGGAGAGGAGAGGAGAGGAGAGGAGAGGAGAGGAGAGGAGAGGAGAGGAGAGGAGAGGAGAGGAGAGAGAGGAGAGGAGAGGAGAGGAGAGGAGAGGAGAGGAGAGGAGAGGAGAGAGGAGAGGAGAGGAGAGGAGAGGAGAGAGGAGGAAGGGGACAUGUGUGAUGAAUCUGUGACAUCAUGAGCAUAUUAACAUCUGAAGUCUUUUACAACACUGCACAUGUUUACAGGCCACGCCCACAAACAACCCAGACAACAUGGAUGACCUGUUACAGGACUUAUCUACACAGGUGGAUGGAGCGUUACAGCGUACAGACACACCCAGGGUCCUGCCAAGGCUUUCUGACAAUCAUCUGACUACAAUCACCCAGCUGAAAUGUGAACAUAGCCCUGUACAUGGAGCUUCAGAGCUUGAGGAGUCACAGCCCAGGACAGGGGUCUCAGUGUAUUACACACAAUGCAGAGCAGUAGCAGUGGCUCGAGGACAUUGUUCUGACCACCACAAAACAACAAGGAGAAGAAGACUGUCUUGUCUGUCUCUAAAUGAUUGCUCCAAUCACAUGUUGAGGGUCUUGAACAAAGCACACCUUUCUGAUCUAUUAACACACAGAAACUAUAGACACACACACAAACACGCAUACACACACACACACAAACACGCAUACACACACACACACACACACACACACACACACACACACACACACACACACACACACACACACACACACACACACACACACACACACGCUUUGUGGGUGAAUUUCUAUUCCUCUCUGAUUGAAAGAGAAUUGUAACAUCAGGGAUAAAAAAAUAUAUACGCUUUAAAACAUCACUGUAAAUACAGAUGUAAGAUCUUAAUUUGAUCACCCUGUUGCAGGACAACUUUCCUGCAAUGCAGGAAAUGUACAACUUGUAGUGUAUUUGAGGUUUAAAAAGGCUUCUGAAGUUUGUAAUUUCCACUUUGAAAUUUCAGACUUGAUUUUCCCUUACAAAACAUCUAUCAACCCCUACAAAAAUGUCAAUUCAUUAUAAUCCACAUAAUAAUUCACAUUUCCUGUUGAUGCAGGGUUCAUUUCAUACUGUAGCAAACUGGCUCAAAUGAAGAUCCUACAUCUGUACACGUACAGUCAAAUGAUCACAUAUUAUAGAGGGUAUAUAAAGCACACCAUUGUUUUCUGAUGUCUUCAGUAUAUUGUUGCUAUUCUGAUUUUUUGAAUAAAGGAUUUCACUAAAAA